GUGUCAUCUCCUCUCUGCUUCCCCUCCAACCGUCCUCCCCUUCCCUUGCUGUCUGUCUGGCGCGAUGAUCGUCGCGGUUUAAAAUUAGAAGACAGGUCGCGCCGACAGAGAGCACGACGACCCCUUACCGAAAGCCUCCCAAGACCUGCAAGACCACCAGCUUCCGGCUAUGCCAUCUCAGCCGCAGCCUGGCUCGACGGCUGCCUCCUCCGCCCACGCCCAUCGGUCCGUCCUCCAGAGCAUUGCAGCUGCCAUCCCCACCUCCGGCGCAUAUCCGCUGUUAUGUUUUCUGCCUCUGGGUCUGAUGGCGGACGCGUUCCGCUGGAACCCCGUCCUCAUUUUCAUCUAUAAUUUCCUUGCCAUCAUUCCUCUCUCCGCGGUGGUGUCGGACUGCUCGGAUAUGCUGUCCCACCAUCUGGGGGAGCUCAUGGGUGGAUUAAUCAAUGCCACCUUCGGCAACUGCGUGGAGCUGUCGACCGGGAUCCUGGCCCUCACGCGCGGGGAAGUCUACUUUGCACAGUCCGUCAUGAUCGGGAGCAUCCUUUCCGAUCUCCUCCUGAUCCUCGGUUGUUGUCUCAUCGCCGCCUCGUACAACACCUUCAUAUUACGGUUCAACAAGCCCGUCACCGGCGCUCUGGCUUCGCUGAUGGUGGUCACAUCGGUGGGGCUGAUUCUGCCCUCCGUUCUGUACUCAACCUUUCCCUUCGACCUGGGGGAACAGAUUAUCGCCUUCUCACGUGGCACAUCGGCCGUCCUUCUACUUCUGUAUGGCGGGUAUUUAUACUUCCAGCUGGGCACGCAUAGCCACCUCUUCCAAUCGCAAGGAGACAACGAGGAUGGUGGGAGUGACUCGCUGCGGGAACCCCAGCAUAGCUUGAAUCAGCUUAUCGUCACCCUCGUUCUGUCGUCCCUGGGUAUAGUGGUCUGCGCGAAGAAUAUUAUGGACAGCAUUCCUGCAACCGCUGCGACGCUGAACAUCUCCAAGACGUUCAUUGCCACCAUCCUCAUUCCCAUUAUCAGCAACAGUUGUGAAGGGGCCGCGGUUAUCACCGCGUGUACCGGUGGAGGAGAUGUGAAUUUUGCCAUCAGCGUUAUCGUCAGCAGCAUUCUGCAGAUUGGAUUAUUCGCCAUCCCGUUUCUCGUCAUGCUGGGCUGGGUUAUCGCCAAGCCAAUGACGCUCUAUUUCGAAACCUUUCAUACGGUCGUUCUCUUCUUCUCGGUGUUGCUGGUCAACUGUAUUCUGCAGGAUGGCAAAUACACCUAUAUCCACGGAAGCAUGCUCGUUGCCAUGUAUGCUAUACUGACGCUUGCUUUCUACGUCCGCUAAGCGGUAGCCGUGAGGCCUUUUCGGUUAUAAACAGAGCAUGGAUAGAUGUAACGCCUUCGAUUGUUCUUGCAUU
This is a messenger RNA of Aspergillus ibericus CBS 121593, 1400 nucleotides long. RefSeq names its product calcium/proton exchanger. Gene Ontology annotation, biological process: calcium ion transmembrane transport; intracellular calcium ion homeostasis. Lineage: Eukaryota; Fungi; Ascomycota; Eurotiomycetes; Eurotiales; Aspergillaceae. Gene Ontology annotation, molecular function: calcium:proton antiporter activity. Gene Ontology annotation, cellular component: fungal-type vacuole membrane. The coding region runs from base 170 to 1327 and encodes 385 amino acids. The record is from RefSeq and is a predicted model, not a curated record. The transcript is spliced from 4 exons.